CAAUUAAUUUUAUAAUAACAGCGCUUGAUUUAUCGCCGAGACCGCUGGAGGAGGAAAAUAUUCUAUCAGGUUGAUAGUCGAGGAUCCUCCACGCAACUGCUCCUCUCUUGCUCCAACCGUUGCUUUAGACAAGAACAAACAUUGUUCCGUGAUAGUUGUUUUACGAGUUUUAUUUAGAAAGCCAUUGGUGCCCAUACGUCUCUUAAUGCAACAGGUGUGUUUUAUUCCUUGUGGAUGGAUCUUCGUCUUUUUAUCCAGUUCUCUGGUAGUAAAGCAAUAAGGGGUUAAUCUUUGUUUAUUUUCCAAAGCCGCAUCAUUAUUCAUCCGGUUUUUAUACGGGCGCGUAAUUAAAGCCAUAAAUUUUCAAAAUUUCAACACACUCCAUGUAACUGUUCUUUUUUUACAUCGUCCCCACAAUAGACGCGUGAAAAUCGUUCGGUUUCUUAUGUCACACCUCUCACACGCCGGAUUAACCAACCAACGCAAAAUUGCUUUUAAAUAACGGAUUUAUUAACUAAUUGGAUAGUGUAUGCAAUUAAUGGCAAUUUACACCUACACGAAUUAGGCGACUUAAUUAAUUAACGCCAGGCUUUCGAUUGCGCCAUUUCGAGGACGCACAGCUAGUAUACGGGGUGGUCCCAUAUUAAUCAACGGAUGAAUGUAUAAAAUUGCCUGAACCCUCGGAACAGCACCGGUGCUAAAUCAAGUUAUGUCAUGGAGAAAGUGAUAGAAAAAGUCCCAGUAAAUUUCCAUCUGAACUUGACGGUGAAUUCAUACGCCGUCAAGACUGAUUUAUUUUAUGAUCAUAACAGUACUUUUCAGUUUUUCCAAAGUCUGUAAUGAACUCUUGAUCUAUACACUUGGCUGCAUUAAAUGAAGCGGAGACUGGAUAUAAUUACAUAAAUAACAUUACGUAUCAGGUUGCAACACAAAAUAAAUAAUGUAAACAAAUUGUGGGCGUGUGUAUUUUUUGAAAUGAAAUGAUUUAAUGGAAGCGUCUCCGAAUUCCAGCCUCAUCAAGCAUAUUUAAAUGAGGCAAUUAAGACAGCAAUUGGUGUAAAUGAGUAUCACGAUCAGAAGUCAAGUCUCGGUGUGUUUGAGUGGUCCUGUGAAAAGGAAGAGCCACAAUGGUCCCAACAAUAUCCACUAAGUAUUGUUUGAUAGUCGCACGUGUCGUAUCCUGUACCUUGCUCUGAUUGGUCGUCCAAGACCCCACACCUUAACGCAUGCACAGGUAGAGGGUGGCAUCCUUCUUCAUCAGUGUUGUCCUGGACUUGUUACCACAACGCAGUUUUCUUUUCAAUUCGAAACUAUAAUAGACUUGUGCGAGUGUUGUUCGUAAAUGUGGUCCAUUGUGGGAUUAUUCAAGUGAUUACAAACAACAGGAGAAUAAUCGUAUCGCGAUGCGUUUGAACAUGCUGAUAUACCUCAUAGUGGCAUGUUGUUGGGGUAAAUCUCUCUCGAUACCUCAACAAAUACUCAAUGAAUUCAAAUCGACACUGUUGCCCCUUUUCGGACUCAAAGAACAGCCGAAAAUCGAAGGCAAAGUGCAAGUACCAGAAGCUUUGAAGAAGAUCUACAACAUUCAGAAUAACUUCGAGUACGACACAGCAUCCUUGCCCCUUCCGGGACUCUACACCAAAAGUGCCAACACCAUACGGAGCUUCACCCAUGUGGAAAGUCCAAUCGAUGAAAAGUUCGUGCACCCUCACCGCUUCCGCUUGAAAUUCAAUAUUUCAUCAAUUCCUCGACACGAAAAACUCACAGCGGCCGAAAUAAAACUAACCCGUGAAACGGCCAAAAACACAUCACACCCCUUUCAACGUGUCUUAGUCCACGACAUUCUCCAACCUGGUGUCAAGGGCCUCCACGGCCCCAUCACCCGAGUGAUUGACUCAAAAGUGGUCGACUCUCGAAAAAACACCACCGUGAGCAUCGACGUCUUCCCGGCAGUGGCUCGCUGGAUGCAAGACCCCAAAACCAACCACGGCAUCCUCAUUGUGGUUUACUCCAUUGGGGCGAAAAAAUCACCCCCAGAGAAACACCUAAGGCUGCGGCGCGACACAGCCCCCCCACAGUGGUACCAACACCAACCCCUUCUCUUCACCUACACCGACGAUGGUAAGAACCAGCAAAGGACAGGGACGGAGCUGACGAAAAUGCGGCCCAAACGACAGAGUUCGCGCAGGCACCGGAAAAAUCUGAAAGACCCCUGCCGGAGACGGCAGAUGUACGUCGAUUUCGGUUCCGUGGGGUGGAACGACUGGAUCGUGGCCCCCUUGGGCUACGACGCGUAUUAUUGCGGGGGCGAGUGCGAGUACCCCAUUCCAGACCACAUGAACACGACGAACCACGCCAUAGUCCAGAGCCUGGUCAACUCGAUGAAGCCGAAGGAGGUGCCAGGGCCCUGCUGCGUGCCGACGCAGCUGGGGCAGAUGUCCAUGCUGUAUCUGGGCAGCGACGGCAGCGUCAUCCUAAAAAACUACAAGGAGAUGGUGGUGGUGGGGUGCGGCUGCCGAUAGUGUCAUCUCCAGAUGGUGAAACGAUAUCUGUGAUCAGGAUUGGGGACCAAAAUAGUGUCUGUGAUCUUAAAAACUUUGAGACUGCUUGCAGCUGCAUAGUCCCAGUGAGAACUGACUGAUUUUUUGUGCUAUUUGGACUGGGUGAAGUGGAAUCUGUGAUUGUAAUUUUAAUUCAUUGCGAAACUAAUCUGCACCCUUCGAGACAUUCACGUGACUGAAACAUGCUCGUUUAAUGUCUCAACUGCAGUCGAUGUGAAAGUUAUAAGUCGGAAAUUUACUUGUAUUCAAAUAUCGAGUCCAUGCAAUUGAGUCAAGUGUAAUAUAUUAGUACCUGGAUAAGGAGUAUUUAUUGAUUAUUUUAUAGGUAUGUGCAUAUUGUACAGAUUAAUUUGUAAUAUAACUUGCAAGCAUUGUUUCUUAACGUUAUGUAAGCUUUUGUACAGACUGUAUAUAUUAAAAUAUUUUAUUCUU
Molecule: messenger RNA, 2993 nt
Organism: Tribolium castaneum (red flour beetle)
Lineage: Eukaryota; Metazoa; Arthropoda; Insecta; Coleoptera; Tenebrionidae
Gene: dpp
Product: decapentaplegic
Exons: 3
Coding region: 1404-2522 (372 amino acids)
Cellular component (GO): extracellular region
Molecular function (GO): growth factor activity; cytokine activity
Source: RefSeq, a predicted model, not a curated record